Zootoca vivipara (common lizard) is the source of this 2459-nucleotide messenger RNA. RefSeq names its product digestive cysteine proteinase 2-like. NCBI's taxonomy places the organism in Eukaryota, Metazoa, Chordata, Lepidosauria, Squamata, Lacertidae. Gene Ontology annotation, biological process: proteolysis. Gene Ontology annotation, molecular function: cysteine-type peptidase activity. The record is from RefSeq and is a predicted model, not a curated record.
AGCUGUAUAAUUAGCCAAUAGGAACUGGUGCUUUCUCCAGUGAAUUCUGCAGGGUUUCUCACCUCACCCUUUGGGAAGGCCAGGCUUCAACUAUUGGCUAAUUGGCCGCUGCUUAAUAAGGCAACUCCUUUUUAAAGUGGCUCUGAGAAGGAGCAUGUGUGGUUGAGCAGCAAUGGGGAUGCUGAUCUUCCUAGUAUGGGCUGCUUUUCUUGUGGUUGACUGCACACCUCCACACAAACGUCUGCAGGUGCUUCCCAGGUUUGGGAGCGCCUAUCAUAUAACAGGGAUCCUGAAACUGCCUUAUGCUGAAAUAGAAGAGCCCUUCGAAGCCUGGUUCAAUGAGACGGAGGGGAAAAGUCGUAUCCAGUAUUAUCACGGCCAGGUAAUCACUUACCAGUUUAGCUUUGUAAAACCUUUUGGGGCCAGCUUCAAGGUAACUCCAGAAACCACAGAAACAGAGGCCAACAUUAAGGAGUGCUUCCAGAUCAAUGGAACAUUGGAGAAACCCAUUGGGCCUCAAAGUGUCUUUCCUAACCUAUCUGAAUUUCAGACUGUUCGGCAGGAAGACUACAACGGACAGCCCUGCGCAGUCCUGGAGAGCACGUCGUAUUGGGGCAAGAAGAAGAACAUCUACAGGUUGUGGGUUGCAAUUGCUUCCCCUGAGCCUGUCCCAGUGCACUAUGAGAUGAAGGGCUUCAACACCCUCCUGGGCUCCCACUACGACAAGUAUGAGAUAGACUACACCAGCUUUUCCCGCAGAUUCCCCUCUGGCGUCUUUGAUCUCCCUGAUGGUAUAAAAUGCACACAUUGGCCAGAUGUAGGACCGGAGCAUAGGAUCUUGGCCAAUCCCAUGCAAGAAUUUGUUGGGGGAGCCGGGGAAGUAGGCCGGGACCACGAGCGUCUAUUCCAUCACUACAAGGGGAAAUUCAGAAAGACCUACAAGAGUGAGGAGGAGAUGGAGCACAGGAAGCACAACUUCAUCCACAACAUGAGAUACGUCCACUCCAAGAACAGGGCCAACCUCUCCUACAAACUGGCUGUGAACCACUUGGCCGAUCAUACACCAGAGGAGAUGGCGGUGAUGAGGGGGAGGCUAAAGACCGGUGAACCCAACAAGGGGUGUCCCUUCCCUGCCAAAGGCUACAACAACCUCACCCUGCCAGAGAGUCUGGAUUGGCGGCUUUAUGGUGCUGUGACCCCAGUCAAAGACCAGGCUGUGUGUGGUUCCUGUUGGAGUUUUGCUACAACAGGAACACUGGAAGGCGCCCUCUUUCUUAAGACUGGAGUGCUCACUCCACUGUCACAGCAAGUCUUAAUUGAUUGUUCCUGGGGCUUUGGAAACCAUGCCUGUGAUGGGGGUGAGGAAUGGCAUGCCUACGAGUGGAUUAUGAAGCAUGGCGGGAUUGCCAGCACAGAGUCCUAUGGGCCGUACCAGGGUCAGAAUGGCUACUGUCACUACAACGAAUCCGAGCUGAUUGCAACUCUCGCUGGCUAUGUCAGUGUGGCCUCUGAAAACACCACUGCCCUGAAGGCUGCUCUUUACAAGCAUGGCCCUGUGGCCGUGAACAUUGACGCCUCCCACAAGUCCUUUGCCUUCUACUCCAGUGGCAUCUACUAUGAGCCAAACUGCGGAAAUCAGAGCAUGGAGUUAGACCAUGCGGUCCUAGCUGUGGGAUAUGGGGACCUCCAAGGGGAGAGCUACUGGCUCAUCAAGAACUCUUGGUCCACAUAUUGGGGCAAUGACGGCUACAUCCUCAUGUCGAUGAAGAACAACAACUGUGGGGUGGCAACAGCUCCCACCUACCCAGUCCUGGCCUAAGGGCGAAACACUGGGAAAAAGGAUCACGCCAGUCAACGUACAAUGACCCUUAUCACUUCAGAGACCUCUUCUGAACCACAUGUUGUUGAAACACCUAAUCUAGAAAUUGGGAACCUGGGUUUGGGUGGUUGUCAUGCCACAACACAUUCCUCUAAGUCUGAUCAAAGUCCUGAACUGGAAGACAUUUGUUCACUGACACAGUUCAGCAUCCCUAUGGCUGCGUACACACCAUACAUUUAAAACACAUUUAAAGCACAUUCCACUCCUACUAAAUCCUCGGAACUGUGAUUCCCCCCCCACAGAGCUAUAGUUCCCUUCACUCUUAAUGAACUACAACUCCAAGGGUUCUUGAGCAGGGAGGUGGAGAGAAAUGUGCUUCAAAUGUGUAUGUAGCCAUAAUUUAAGACUUCAGUCUGGCUCCUGUGGUUUUUUUUAAAACAUCUCUCCAUAUUUACUCUGAUUAGUGUAACCCACACUGUUCAAUACUACACCAAACCAUUUUGCCUUAACAGUCUUUUGACAUACUCCCUUUCCCCUCCAAUCACUGAGCGGCAAGGAUAUGGGGAGGGGGUAUAUUUGACCAUAUAUAACUCGGUAUGUGAAUAAACGAUGUGCAGCAGACAAGCAUUCAUGGCUGGUG